Molecule: messenger RNA, 387 nt
Organism: Bipolaris victoriae FI3
Lineage: Eukaryota; Fungi; Ascomycota; Dothideomycetes; Pleosporales; Pleosporaceae
Exons: 2
Coding region: 1-387 (128 amino acids)
Source: RefSeq, a predicted model, not a curated record
AUGCCGUCGAUCCGGCGACGAAGGUAUGCUGGCCUCAACGUUGCUGCCGUGAGCCUACAGGUCGCUGAACCGCUCAUAGAAGCCACACAUGGCACCAAAAUCAUUCAGGCAAUGUUACUGAAGAAGUCUGAUGACAUUGCUACUAGAUCACAACGUGAGUCUGCUUGUUGCAAAGAGUUUGGGGAACGCAAAGCCAUGACUGGAGAGCUGCGCAAUGUUCAAGAUGAGCUGGACGCUUUACUUGAUCUAAUUGCUGCAAAGGAUGUCAUUGCCAAAGUCGUCUUAGAUCCUGGUCGUAAGAUCCACAUCCAUCAAAUUUACGACCUGCGGACCCAGUUUGAUACCACCCAAGACCGUAUAGAGAUGCUCGAACAAGCAGUUGCUUGA